Messenger RNA from Linum tenue, 2613 nucleotides. Lineage: Eukaryota; Viridiplantae; Streptophyta; Magnoliopsida; Malpighiales; Linaceae. The record is from the annotation of a GenBank genome assembly.
CCCACGGUUUCAAAGGAAGCCUUCGCCGAAACCAAAUUCGCAUCGUUCAUCUCAUCAUUCCUUCCAAGUUCAAAGUUUAGUUCCGGUUUUCCUGACCUCUCUACUAAAACCCAUCGACUGGGAGGUUGAGGUUGUUUUUGCGGAGCGACAGACGAACCAAAUGGCAACCAGUGACAUUGCAGCCACCGAAGUAAGCGCUGCGGCGGUGGCGGCCUCCACGGACGCACCGGCAGAGAAGCCGCAGCCGCACCAGCUCGAGAGAAAGUGGACUUUCUGGUUCGAUAAUCAAUCCAAGCCCAAACAGGGCGCCGCUUGGGGCACCUCUCUCCGCAAAGCCUAUACCUUUGAUACCGUCGAAGAAUUCUGGUGUUUGUAUGAUCAGAUAUUUAGGCCUAGCAAGCUCACUGCAAACGCUGAUUUCCACUUGUUUAGAGCUGGGGUUGAACCCAAGUGGGAAGAUCCAGAGUGUGCUAAUGGAGGGAAGUGGAGUGUUGUUUGCGGCAAAAAGCCUCUCUUGGAUACGAUGUGGCUAGAAACUCUCAUGGCUUUGAUCGGAGAACAAUUUGAUGAAUCCGAAGAGAUUUGCGGGGUGGUUGCCAGCGUCCGCCAAAGGCAAGAUAAACUGGCUCUAUGGACUAAGACAGCAGCAAAUGAAGCUGUGCAGGUACGAUCUUCUCCUCUGCGGGGCUCACUUUGAUGCUAGAAUGAUUUGUUUCUUUUGAUUGAUGUGAAGAAAAGUGGAAAAUUUUGCUUCCUGUGUUCCCAUUCAAGAACUUGGGUUCAGAUGGCGGCUAAUAGCUUUUGCAAGUUACUUCCGAUGCAAACAUAUAUAUCUCUGAGUCUGACUUCCUUUCUGUCUCCUGCAAAAUUAAAUUUCAAACAGUACCAAGUGAGUUGUUUUGGAUGGGCCAUCGGUUAGAAUAUCAUGAUAGCAGAUGCAUAUGGUACCAAUGUUAAUAGGAAACUUGCGUAAAGUGGGGCUUUAUUCUGUUAUAAUCGGGAAUCUCACUUGUUGAAUUUUAUGCUGGCUCAGUAAAGUCUCUCCUAAAACACUAUUCAGUCCAUAUGGGAAGUGCAAAACAUAGAGCUUCCAAUCUUCGGUUCAUGAUUCCCUUGUUGCAAUGCGAAUUCCGUCAAUGAUCCUCUUUGCUUUCCAGUUAUUGAACUUUUUAUGAAUUCAAACCUGCCAUUCGUAUGUCAAUUUAUGACCGCUCCUUUGUUACACAGAUGGGCAUUGGACGAAAGUGGAAGGAAAUCAUUGAUACUACAGACAAAAUCACCUACAAUUUUCAUGAUGAUUCACGCAGGGAAAGAUCCAUCAAGGGACGUUACAGUGUGUGAGCUAGUUAUGGUUCCUUGGAUCUGCAGUGCAGUCUAGUUUUCGUGUCUUUGCAUUAAUUUGCAGAAUGAAUUUACAUGUAAUCUCUACUCUAGAUGUUGUAUUGAAGGUCUAGCUAGUCCAUAGUCUUUUAGCAAUCUGUACCAUUUUGGCAGCUAGAGUGGCUAUUGUGCCUGAUAGAAAGUCACAACUCACAAGAACAUAUGUUUCUUCUAUACCGAAUUUUGUGCCUUACUACUUCAUCGCUAAAUGCAGAGAUUGCCUUGGUUUGUGCAAAAGCAGAUGCUUUAAAUUUCCAGUUUAUCUUUCCUCUUGUGCUGUUAAUUUAUAGCUAAUCUAUUCUUCAUAGAACAAAAACUCGGUUGCAACAAGAACUACAGCUAAAAUUGUGAUGUCUUGAUAGUGUCAAAACACAAGGGAACUAUUACAGAUAGGAUGAAGAAUGAGAGUAACAGUAAUACAAAAGUACUACAGCAGUGGUGGUGGUGGUUCUCUCAGGGCAACUUUCCAUCUCCUUUACAAUGGAGUUCCAACACAAAAUGCACCCUAUCUUUUUUCUUCCUUCUUCUGUCUAUCAAAUCAAGCAAGGAAGCCAAGUUUCUCUCCAUUCUUCUUGGCCAACCUAAUCAGCCCUUGCCUCUGCUUUGCAUCUGCUCCUAUCGACUUGCAGAACUCGGUGAUUACCUGUGAGUGCAAGGCGAUAGCUUUGCCUCUAAGCUGAUUAAACCUCUUUUUCCCAACGAUAUUGCGAGUAACAACCACUGCAGGAGCAAAGAGACCCUUCCCUUCGUUGACGUUCUUCAUCAUUGGCGGCAUCUUCAAUGGCUUCCCGACUCUGACUUGGGUUGGAACUGACCUCGCCAGCAUGGUGGAAUCCUCCCCAGCCAUUGAAGUGCCCCAUUCCCCCAUGAAUGAGGUCCCAAAACCUCCUUUAACCCCGGUUGCAGAAAUUGAAGCAACAGCCAUUAUACACAGCAAAGAAGAAGACCAACUAGAAAGAGAAGAAAUUGGUAAAUUGCUGUGUAUCAGGGCAAGAUUCUCUCUUUUCUGCGAUGUGGGUUUUUCUUUUCAGUUUUUUUGUGAUAUUCUUCUGUGCUUUUUCUAUGGCUUGCAAGAUUUGUGGGAUCUUUUGUUGGUUGUGAAUUUGUGAUAUAAAGGGCGGGUGUGAGGAAGAGAAUGACGGAGCAAUAAGAGCCACAGAGAAGGUGGGCUUGGACUUGGAUUUUUGCGUUGGAGUUAAACACGUAGUUCAUUUUUGCUUGUGAUAUUUCAAC